This is a messenger RNA of Spirometra erinaceieuropaei, 751 nucleotides long. NCBI's taxonomy places the organism in Eukaryota, Metazoa, Platyhelminthes, Cestoda, Diphyllobothriidea, Diphyllobothriidae. The record is from the annotation of a GenBank genome assembly.
AUGGGACGACUGACCUAUCUGCUGCAGGGCGUCAACGAUCGUCUGAUGAGCCUCCGCCUGUCUCCCCGGGGAGGCAAAUUCGUCACCAUCGUCAACACCUACGCUUCUCCGAUGACCAGCCCUGAGGCUGCAAGGAGCAAAUUCUACGAGGACCUGCAUGCCCUCCCACCGACUGUGCCGAAGGCGGAUAAGUGGUGACUUCAAUGCCCGCGUCGGCACAGACCAUGCCACCUGGAGAGAGGUGUUGGAUCCCAAUGGUCUCGAAGGCUCCAACGACAAUGGCCUGCUCCUACUACGAACCUGCGCAGAACACCGUCCCAUCCUGAUCAACACCUUCUUGCGCCUCUGGAUGGUAGAGAAGACCACCUGAAGGCAUCCUCGGUCGCGUCAGUGGCACCUGCAGGACUAUGUUCUCGUCCGGAGGCGAGACCAGCGGAAAGUGCUGGUGACAAAGGCAAUCCCGGGUGCUGACGGGUGGACCGACUACCGCCUCCUCAUCUCGAAGAUGCGGAUUCGCCCAUAGCCUUGCAGAAUACUUUAAGGUAAGCGACAACCUGCUAACCUAAAUAUUGUUUUGUUAUCUUUGUCUGCUCACCAUCGUCAUUUCAGCUAUGAACUAGCUCAAAGGCUACCCGACUUUCCAGCCGUCGCCGCAACCGCCGAGAACGCCUCCGUGGAGAACCGAUGGCAUCAACUGUGGGGCACAGUCCAGUCGACGGCCCUGACCGUUUUCGGUCGCGCAUGUCGCUAA